Molecule: messenger RNA, 1670 nt
Organism: Xenopus laevis (African clawed frog)
Lineage: Eukaryota; Metazoa; Chordata; Amphibia; Anura; Pipidae
Gene: scrt2.L
Product: riboflavin transporter 2
Exons: 3
Coding region: 289-1656 (455 amino acids)
Biological process (GO): riboflavin transport
Cellular component (GO): plasma membrane
Molecular function (GO): riboflavin transmembrane transporter activity
Source: RefSeq, a predicted model, not a curated record
UUAUAUCUUGUGAUUCCAAGGGAAGGAAUUUUAUGGCUUUAUUUCUGCCAACUAUUUGGGCAGUAGUCAGAACCCAGGUUGUAAGAGUAAGAUUAGCAGUGCUUAAACUCUGCUUUCCAUAGAGAGAGUUUUUGAGAAGUCAAUGAAGAUGUAAAGAAGAAGACUGAAACUGGAGAAAUUGGAGCACCCUCUCAGCAACAACAGAACCACAAUACAAUUACAUAUAGACUGAAGUGAUUUUGUUCAAGGACUGUAAAAAGCAGGGCAGCUAACUGGAUUACAGAAAUAAUGGCUCUGGUCCUUCACAUUUUGGCUUGCAUUUUUGGUGCUGGUGCUUGGGUGGCUAUCAAUGGCCUUUGGGUGGAACUUCCUGUAAUAGUGAAUGAUCUUCCAGAAGGAUGGUACUUACCCUCAUACUUGACCAUCAUCAUCCAACUGGCCAACAUUGGGCCUCUUAUUGUCACACUCAUGCACAAGUUCAAGCCAGGCUGGCUGAAUGAAGUUGCUAUUAUAUAUACCAUCAUUGUUUUGGGUAUUGUUGCCUCUUUCCUUUUGGCGUUUUUCUGGAGAGAGACAACAUGGGUUGGAGGAGAACUUCACAGCACUGGGUUCCUGGCACUGACCUUCUUUUUGUCCAUAGUGGAUUGUACCUCUUCAGUGACUUUUCUUCCCUUCAUGAUGAAGCUGGAGGCACAAUACUUGACCUCCUAUUUUGUCGGUGAAGGCCUAAGUGGGUUCAUUCCAGGCUUGCUCUCUCUAAUUCAGGGUGUUGGGAUAGUGAAGUGUGUUAAUGUAACUGAAUCUGACAAUGGCACCCAAAUCAUAACCAGCAGCUCCUACAAGACAGAUCAGCUGGAAACCCAAUACCUACCUGCUAACUACUCAGUCCAAGUCUUCCUUUUCCUUCUAUGCAUUAUGAUGGCCUAUUGUUUGAUAGCCUUUUACUUGCUAACAAGGUUCAGCUCCAAGCAGCAUCUCCUUCAGAGCUCCAUAACGCUCUACAAUUCUUCCUCCACCAUCAACAGCAUUAGGAAUCCUACAGAAAUGGAACUAUGCGAAGCAAAACAAGAGGACACUAGUGCCCCAACCAGGGAUAAUCUUCCUAGAGCAGAAUUUAAUACUCAAGAGAUUUCUUGUGGCCAGUAUGCUCUGAUAUAUUGCCUCAUUGCAUGGGUCAAUGCCCUCACCAAUGGGGUCCUUCCUUCUGUACAAACUUACUCUUGCAUGCCCUAUGGCAACCUAGCCUACCAUCUGUCAGCAGCCCUUGGAUCCAUGGCAAACCCUGUGGCCUGUCUCAUCGCCAUGUUCUUACCAUGCCAGUCUCUUCUUGCUUUGGUGCUAAUGUCAACUAUUGGAACUGGAUUUGGGAUUUACAAUAUGGUGUCAGCUGUACAGAGCCCAUGUCCCAUGCUGCAGGGAUCCAACUGGGGCAUAGCCCUAAUCGUGAUCUCAUGGGUGCUGUUUAUUGGAAUGCUCAGUUAUGUUAAAGUCAUGAUUGGAAUCAUCCUGCGCAGCCAGAGUCACAGCGCCCUCCUAUGGUGCGGAGCAGUGGUACAGCUUGGAUCAAUGAUUGGUGCCCUCGUCAUGUUUCCAUUGGUCAACAUUUAUGGCUUCUUUCAAUCAGCUGAUCUCUGUAACUCCCAGUGUACAGGCUAAACUUUCCCAAUGGC